AUGGGAAAAAUCCUACAGAAAAAGAAGAACCGGUCCGGCUUGUCCAAGGCCCGGCCUAAGGACAACCGUCGCAAGAGUGGCAAUCGCAAAAUCAACAUGCUGGGCAACGCUAUCAUCGCCGACAACUGGGACAAGGGCCUGACCCUGACUCAAAACUACAAGAACCUGGGUCUCAUGCACAAACUUAACGCCCCAACUGGUGGUCGCGAACGUCUGCCCAGCAAGAUGGAUCCUAACGAGACCCCGAACUCGCUACACAUCGGCGACAGCGGCAAGAACGUGCAAAUCGAUGUUGUCGAGACAAAGGUCGAGCGCGAUCCGGAGACUGGCGCCAUCCUGCGUGUGAUCCGCCCAGAGGACGAGAUGGAGGUAGGCGGUCGCAAGCUCAAGGCCUCGAACCCGCUCAAUGAUCCUCUCAAUGACCUCUCUGACAACGAGGAGAUCCUGCAUUCUGCCUCUGGCUCCGCUAUUGUCCGGCAACUCGAGCGCCAGGCGGAUGCGGAGGGUCAAGGUGUCAAGGCGAAGAAGCCGAGGCAUCAGAGUACGCGGGAAGAGGAGUGGGUGCUUCGCUUGGUUGAGAAGUAUGGUGAUGACUUUGCGGCCAUGGCGCGUGACCGCAAGUUGAACCCCAUGCAGCAAAGUGUGGGUGAUCUACGGAGACGGGUUAAUAAGUGCAAGAAGGCACAGACAUGA
Messenger RNA from Penicillium waksmanii, 693 nucleotides. RefSeq names its product nucleolar protein 16. The transcript is spliced from 2 exons. The record is from RefSeq and is a predicted model, not a curated record. Gene Ontology annotation, biological process: ribosomal large subunit biogenesis. Lineage: Eukaryota; Fungi; Ascomycota; Eurotiomycetes; Eurotiales; Aspergillaceae. The coding region runs from base 1 to 693 and encodes 230 amino acids. Gene Ontology annotation, cellular component: nucleolus.